AUGUCUCUCUUUCUGGAUAUUCGUGUGGCUAUUGUAGAAUUAGUGUGUGCGGAACAUUUACAGCGCACCCUUUUAUCAUGUGAUGAAGCCACAUCUUUUCAGCGUAUUGUGAGUCAGGCAGUUGCGUGCCGUCGCGGCGAAUGGGGAUUUGAACAGUAUAAUCAUCAUUACAAUAGAAUAGAUGGGAUGAGGGAAUGUGAAAAGAUGGGAAUGGGUGAUACACCCUAUUCAUUGAUUAAACGAGAUGCAUUCAUGAGAAGGGAAGGAGAGUUACUUAAUAGAAUAGCAGCUGCCUCAAAAGAGAUUCGCCGCACUAGUUCUGUUCUCUACCCUAAUCCUGAACCUUCCUUUUGA
Molecule: messenger RNA, 354 nt
Organism: Trypanosoma theileri
Lineage: Eukaryota; Euglenozoa; Kinetoplastea; Trypanosomatida; Trypanosomatidae
Exons: 1
Coding region: 1-354 (117 amino acids)
Source: RefSeq, a predicted model, not a curated record